AUGGCGCUCGCCGCGGAUACGAAGGCUGCUCGAGAGCUGUACCUGGGCAAUCUUCCAGCUGGCAUUACUGGCCAGCAGUGGAUGCCUUGGAUCAAUGUGAGUGUUAUUCUUGCUGCCCUUGUGCUGCUGCAGCCAAGCAGCCUGGUGCCAGGCUGA
Molecule: messenger RNA, 156 nt
Organism: Durusdinium trenchii
Lineage: Eukaryota; Dinophyceae; Suessiales; Symbiodiniaceae
Source: the annotation of a GenBank genome assembly